This is a messenger RNA of Suillus plorans, 1158 nucleotides long. RefSeq lists its product as uncharacterized. The transcript is spliced from 8 exons. NCBI's taxonomy places the organism in Eukaryota, Fungi, Basidiomycota, Agaricomycetes, Boletales, Suillaceae. Bases 1 to 1158 code for a protein of 385 amino acids. The record is from RefSeq and is a predicted model, not a curated record.
AUGUCGCAGGUGGACGAUAUCCCGCAGCCCGAGGCAUCCUCCCAGACCUCCGUGGCAUCGUCCAUGGCGGUGCCGACGUCUGAUAGUGCUCGACAAAGGCGCAAAAUUGCUGAAUUGGAGGAGAAACUGCAAGUGCUUGAGUCGGGGCAUGCGGUGAAACAAAGGGAAACAAACUACUUCAUGUCUCAAGGACGAGCUAUCAGGCGCAUUGUUGCUCUAUUUGAUAGCAUCGAAGACAUGAUAGCCGAGAACGAUAGGCGGUGCGAUCUCGAGAGUGAUGACGACAAUCUAACUCUUGAGUCAUUUGGUAUCAGUCAGGAUCGUUUGCAAUUCAGUUAUAUAAUCCUCAACAAUAGCCUUCCGUGGUUUCACAGAAAGGUUUCUGACAUGGAAUACAAUGACUAUAUGCACAUGUUAAAAAAGCUUAGACACGGGGCCGACAGUGCUCGAGGGGAUGAUACCUCGAAGCUUAAGACUCUUAUCCCAGAUUGGGUCAAUCGUGAGUGGAGGCCCGAUCCCCCCGUCGACCUCGAAGACAAACACUGCCGUGGAUUUGCCCACGACACGUGCGGUAGAUUGCUCUGUCCAACCGAGCUAGACUGGAAUGAUCCAACCGUCAGAGCAGGAAUCCGGGACCGCGCGGACGGCUAUGUCGUGACAGAAAUGUCUUGGCCGGCGUUCCUUUAUGCAGGAUAUACUGCCGAUCAGAACAAUCUCGAGGAAGGUCUGUUCAAAAGCAAGCUUUUAGUUCAGGCAUUCAAGGCUAUCUUUACAUCCCCCUCCUCAGCAAAGGACGUUUCCGGCGAUGGUGAUGGCGCUAACAUCAUCGAAAAUAACAGACGUGCGAAGAAGGAUCCCUUGGGCAAGAAAGUCAAAACACAUUUGCGAUUCGCACUUUCAUCAGUGACUUCGUGGCGAUCAAUAGAUGGUGAUUUUGAUUACACGCAGUUCUGGUUCAACAUCGUAGACUUUUUUGAACGCCCCCCUGGCCGAGUAGCGCAGCGCAACGUUGACCGGUUGCUUACAUGGUGGACAAGGAAAGUCUUUGGUACCAGUCAUCAUACAGAACUUAGUGAUGCGGCAAAAGGCAAGAUGUCCGUCAAUGCUCUCGCGAUGCAGAGGGUGCGACUGGAUGAUGCGCAGUUCAAUUCCGAGUAG